AUGGCGGAACAACAAACAUCUCAAGCCCCAAGACAAUUACUUCAAAUGGUGAAGUUCAUUGAAUUUGAGGCGAAUUCCAAACGCCAAGAGAUCCAAUCGAAUGCCGAACAGGAGUGUGAACGCGACAAAGCAAGUUUCAUAGAAAAGGAACGUAAGAAGAUAGAAGCCGACUACAUUCAUAAAGUCAAAGAAGCUGAAGUCAAAAAGAAAAUUGCCUUUUCCCAAGAACUGAGUGCUUCUCGUUUAAAACUUCUUGAGUCGGAAGAUAAGCACAUCGAGGACUUGAUGACUCUUGUCAAAGACAAACUUCAAAAACAAAUUCUGAACGAGGACUACAACGACCUUCUUGUCAAACUUAUUAAGGAAGGCGUUAAAAAGGUCGAAGAUAAGAAAGUCACUAUCAUGUGCAUCAAAAACGACUUAGAAAAGGUCAAAAAGGCUAUCGAUAUCGUGACUAAAGAGGAUAACUCAAUUAAAAUCACUUUGGAUCAAACCCAUUUCUUGGACCAAACCGCUAUUGGCGGGGUUGCUGUAGCUUCGAUGGGAGAUAAAAUCGUAUGUUACAACACUUUGGAACAUCGAAUGAAUUCCGCUUUGAUGAUCUCACUCCCACAAGUCCGUGUAACAGUUUUCCCUUCACUUAAGACGAGAAAACAGAAGAAUUGA
This is a messenger RNA of Entamoeba invadens IP1, 666 nucleotides long. RefSeq names its product vacuolar ATP synthase subunit E, putative. Gene Ontology annotation, cellular component: proton-transporting two-sector ATPase complex, catalytic domain. The coding region runs from base 1 to 666 and encodes 221 amino acids. The transcript has a single exon. Lineage: Eukaryota; Evosea; Mastigamoebida; Endamoebidae. Gene Ontology annotation, molecular function: proton-transporting ATPase activity, rotational mechanism. Gene Ontology annotation, biological process: proton transmembrane transport. The record is from RefSeq and is a predicted model, not a curated record.